This is a messenger RNA of Periconia digitata, 1656 nucleotides long. Lineage: Eukaryota; Fungi; Ascomycota; Dothideomycetes; Pleosporales; Periconiaceae. The record is from the annotation of a GenBank genome assembly.
GACGAACGUGAUUUCACGACUGGAAUUUCCCAGCCCAUAACUGGGUUCGUUGAGCGUGACAAUUAACCACCUUGCAAUACAUCUAAUGCAUUGACUUGAAUGUUCGAAUUUCAGGGCGAGAACAGCACAAACUGAGUAAACAUACAUAAAUAUCACGCGUUUGUGGUCACAGCUCGCGCGUUUUCCCAAUUCGCGCAAUGUUGUCAUCAUAGGCUCACCUCUCGCAACGAGCCUCCGAUAUAUGGCAUUCUCUGGGGCAAACAAAUCGGCCCGGCGGGACCGUUGAAGGCUCCAAGAAUUGGCGUUUGCGAGUUAUGCAUCCAAGCCAUUCAAAUAUUAGGCCAUAACGCGCGCGUUAUACCUGGCGUGGGGAGGCCUGUGGCUAUUUUUCAUGUAUAUAAAGACUGGUGGUGAGCCACUUCUUUGGACAGUCCAGCCGCUUCAACUAUCUCUACCUAAACUACUUACAGGUGUUUCAUCAUGGUUCAAUUGACUCCCCUCGCUGUGCUCACUGCUCUUGCAGCCAGUGCCUCUGCCGUGCCGGCACCGGCCCACUACCUCGUCCCCAGGAAUGAGACCAACACCACGGUGAACCCAUGGGCGGGCAAGGACCGAUAUGUAGUCCAAAGCUUUGGAAAGAAGCUUGAACAGACUAUCUCAGCUUUCAAUGCACAAAACGACACAUUGAACGCAGCACGAACUCGCACUGUCCAGAAGAAGAUCUCCACCUUCACCUGGAUAACCACUCGCUCUGGUCUCUCCGGCAUUACCACUGCCAUCCAAGAAGCCCGCGCCCAGGCAGAGAUAUCUGGAAAGCGCGUUAUGGUCGGCCUUGUGCUGUACAACCUGCCCGACCGUGACUGCUCUGCAGGCGAAUCCGCCGGUGAGCUUUCUAGCAAGAACGACGGUCUACGCAUCUACAAAGAAGAAUUCGUAGACGAAUACGCUCGUCUCGUCUCUGACGCCGACGACCUCGACUUCGCCAUCGUUCUCGAACCCGACAGUCUCGGAAACGCAAUCACCAACCUGGGAGUUCCCUUCUGCGCAGAGGCUGUCCCCGUCUACGAGGAAGGCAUCGCGUAUGCCAUCUCCAAGCUCCAGUACCCCAAUGUCCAUCUAUAUAUUGACGCUGCCCACGGAGGAUGGCUAGGCUGGGCCGACAACUUGAAGCCCACGGCACAGAUCUUCGCAAAGGUCGUGGAGAUGGCGAAGAAGUUGAACCCGCUGGCUAAGAUCCGUGGCUACUCUACCAACGUGUCCAACUACAACCCCUUCGUCGCCAAGGUGCGCGAAAACUACACCGAGUGGAGCCCUUCAUGGGACGAGUCCAACUACGCAUCCUCGCUUGCGCCGUACGUUCUCGAGGAGGGACUUCCCGCGCACUUCAUCAUCGAUCAGGGCCGCGUAGCCGCACCCGGUGCGAGGGAAGAGUGGGGCGAGUGGUGCAAUGUUUCCCCCAGUGGCUUCGGCCCUAGGCCCUCGGAGACCGGCUACAACAACACAUAUGUUGACAGCUUGGUUUGGAUCAAGCCCGGUGGUGAGAGCGACGGUCGUUGCGGUCUUGAGGGCGCUCCUGCGGCUGGUGCUUGGUUCGAUGAGUACGUGCAGAUGUUGGUCAAGGAGGCUGACCCACCGCUUGAGCCUACUUACGAGUAA